This is a messenger RNA of Camellia sinensis, 1074 nucleotides long. The record is from RefSeq and is a predicted model, not a curated record. Lineage: Eukaryota; Viridiplantae; Streptophyta; Magnoliopsida; Ericales; Theaceae.
AUGGUAAAAACAAAAACCAUCCAUAUCACUCUAGCCAUAUUUCAAUGAUUUAGAGCCUAUAUGACAUAUCCACUUGUUGAGAUUGUUGUUGCUUUAUGCUUUAUGUAUAGAAAUAUAUAAUUAUCUUUUCUUUACAUCUAAUGUUCAAUUAUGCGUAUCCACCAAAAAAAUGUUCAAUUAUGCUUUAUAGUUGGGCAAAAUGGACGCUACAAAAAAGCAAUUGACCAAACCAAGUACCGCAACUAAGAAGGUAACGAACUAUGAGAAACAAAGAAUGAAGAAUAUUAAUAAAAACCGUGAGAGAAUGAAGACUCUAGGAGUGAAGAAUAUAACAACUUGUUUGAAGGCUACGGUUCAACAUAAGAAAUUGAGGAAGGAAAAACAAAUACCAAUUGAGGAAAAUGAUGAUGAUUAUCGACCGUCAGAGGCUGAAGAUGGCAGUGACACUGAAACCUAUGAUUCGUUUGAGCAUGAGCUGUUAGAGAUACCAUCGAGAGCCCGUUCACAAUCUCAUCAUGAGGCAUUGACCCACGCAUUAGAAGAGGGGGAUACCUCUUCACGUCCUGAGGUGACUAGCAAUCCACCACCACCUCUCAAUGUGGAGCCUCAACUUGAGGUGACUGCUGGUAAUACUAUUGCUGCUAAGCGUGCUCGUGGCCCGACUCGAGGCAAAGAGGUUCAAGGCCUUGUUGAUAAAGAUGGAAAGCUUAGCGUGCCUAUCCCUCCAGAAUUUCGUGCACCGGUAGGGGACUAUGCCUCAAAACUAGCCUCAAAGAUUGGUGUAGAAGUGCGAACUCGUUUACCAAAUCCAAGUGUUCAUAGGUGGAAGUAUGUUGAUGCCUCCGUUAAGGAGGCGAUGUUUCAACGCUUGAAUGAUCAAUUUGAUUUACAAGGAGACCCUGUUGAUAUAGAGAAGGCAAUGAACACAAAAUUUGGUCGGAGAUUGAGUAACCAUACCUAUAGGCUGCACAAACAAUUCAUGGAGCUGAAGGAGGCUAAAGGGGAGGAGUACGCAAGAAACCACCCACCGAAGAAUGUCGAUCCUACCAAGUGGAUAGAUCUUAUUGAUAAAAA